Closterium sp. Naga37s-1 is the source of this 498-nucleotide messenger RNA. The record is from the annotation of a GenBank genome assembly. NCBI's taxonomy places the organism in Eukaryota, Viridiplantae, Streptophyta, Zygnematophyceae, Desmidiales, Closteriaceae.
AUGGAUCCAAGGAAGGGACAGGCCCAGUGGCAGCAGCAGCAGGGAGGAGGCGGAACGUUUGGAAGCUUCCAGCAACAGUCAGGUCAGGGCGUUCAGCAGCAAGGCCAACAGCAAAGACAACAGGGGGGGCAGGGUUGUUCUUAUUCCUACUCCUCCGCCUACUCCAGCGGACCUGGGGGUGAAUACGGGCAGGCGGACUUUUCACAGGACAAGGGGAGUGGUGGCGUGGAGCAUCAUCACGUUUCGUGGGGUCCUGGACAGGAGCCGCAGCACCAUCACUUCUCUACUCAGGGCCAGCAACAGGGAGGCCAGCAACAGGGCGGCCAGCAACAGGGCGGCCAGCAACAGGGAGGCGAGCAAGGGAUGCCAGAAGAUCUGGCAGCUCUGCAGCAGGCGAGGAACGCAGUGCAGAUGGACUCAAUCCGUGCUGUUCAGGGCCUGCAUCAAAGAGCGGGACGGCUGGCACACCAUGAGGCACCACGAGGGGGAGAGAAGUAG